This is a messenger RNA of Lactuca virosa, 2014 nucleotides long. Lineage: Eukaryota; Viridiplantae; Streptophyta; Magnoliopsida; Asterales; Asteraceae. The record is from the annotation of a GenBank genome assembly.
AUGAUGAGUGUUGAAGGUUUUAAGAGAGAGGUCCAUUUUCUUCUCCAAUUGAAAACGCCACGCCCUUCUAGAAACUGCAUUUUCAUCUUCCGGAGGGUUUCAUGUUAUUGCACCUACCAAUUAAGUUUCGAACCAACUACUAGAAUCAGUGUUUCUUUCCGCAAUAUUCGUCAAGUCGAACAACCAUUGUUUGAGGAUCGCUCAAUAGGAGAAAUGUCCAGCAAAAAACCAUCAUCGCCCUAUGUUGUCUUUGAAAAUCGUUCCCUUGAUCAAUGGAAAGUAACUGAGCUGAAAGAAGAACUCAAGAAACGUAAACUAGUUACCAGAGGAUUGAAAGAUGAUCUGGUAAAGAGAUUGGAUGAAGCUAUUCGUGCUGAACUUGAAGAGGAUAACCAAAACCAUGAAAAUGGUGUCAAUGAUGAUGAACAGCCUGAAAUUCCAUCUGAUGAUGCAGUAGUAGACCCAAUCGUUGCAGACAAAACUAUGGAUGACAACAUUGCCAAAAACGAGAGCAUAAAGGAAGAUAAUGUUACAGAGAAGGUUGAUAAAAAUGAGAGCUUAGACCAAGAUCACAUCACUGAGAAGUUGGAUAAAGAUGAGAGCUUAGAUAAAGAUAAGGUUACAGAGAAUUUGGAUGAUGAAAACAGAGAUAAAGAUAAGGAAUCAAAUUCAAAGCCAUUGCCAAAGGAAGAAGAAGCGGAGCCAAAUUCAUCUGAAAUUGGAAGCCAGGUAGUCGAGGUCAGCCAAGUAAAAUCUGAUUCUAUUUCUAUUGUGUCAAUUACUGAAAAGAAUGAACUAAAGGAUAAUGUAAUUACUGAUGAUGUCAAACUAGAACUUGAUGUUAAGCCAUCAAUCCUUGAUGAUGGUGGCAAAACAGAUCCAGUUGUGGUUGAUGAGAAAGAUUUCAAGAUUGCUGAAACUGAAAGUAAGAAAAAUGAUAUUUUAGAUGUGGGUUCUCCAGAGAAGUUAAAUUUAGAUGAUGAUUCCAUGGAAGAAGAUGCUUUAGAAAGUAAGCAAAGUGAUUCAAACUUCACUUCUCAAGAUAUAAUUGAAAAAACACAAAUACCUCUUGUUGAUGUUAUGGUUGAAGAUACAAAUACUGAAAUUGCUGAUGUGUCCACAAAAAGAAAACAAUAUGACCAAGAAGCAGUGGCAAACAAUGAGGUAGUAAAGAGGCAGCGCAGGUGGAAUUCCAAUAAUGCCCUUGAACAGAUUACUACACCUAAGGGUAGUUCAAUAAUGAAGCACAGCUUUUCAAGAUCUGAUUCUUCAGUUAGUCAUGAAGAGCCGAAAGAACGUGUUGUUCCUCCAUCAUCAAAGCCUGCAACUACUUCUCUCAGAGUUGACCAUUUUCUGCGUCCGUUUACUUUAAAGGCUGUUCAAGAACUUCUUGGUAAAACUGGGACAGUUGUCAGCUUCUGGAUGGAUCAUAUUAAAACUCACUGUUAUGUUACUUAUUCAUCUGUUGAAGAAGCUGUAGAGACUCGAAAUGCAGUAUACAAUCUCCAAUGGCCAGCAAACGGAGGGCGGCUUCUCAUGGCGGAAUUUGUCGAUCCAUCCGAAGUCAAAACCCGAACCGACCCUCCUCCACCACCAACUCCGGUCACCACCACCACGACAACCCCACUCGCGCUUCCACCUCCACCGCCACUCUCCCUUCCACCACAAUCAAGAGAACCACCACAGCAUCAUCUCCCUCCAGCACCACCGCUCCCGGAAAAGCUGGAACCUCCGAUCAUGACAUUGGAUGAUUUGUUCAGAAAGACUCGAGCAACUCCCCGGAUUUACUACUUGCCAUUAUCCGAUGAGCAGGUCGCCGGAAAACUGAAAACUCAGGGGAAGACUGUUGUUAAGCAGUAGGGAUUAGAGUAUGAAUGUGUAAAAGAUAAUGGUGAUCAAGUAUUAUCAUGUCAUUUGAUUUGGUAUGAUGGUGCUGAGUUGACUCAGAUUAGAUGUUGGGGGACUCUGUUCAUUUGUUUAAGACGAAAAUGCAUGGACUAAUAUUUGUGCUCUU